Molecule: messenger RNA, 1074 nt
Organism: Caenorhabditis elegans
Lineage: Eukaryota; Metazoa; Nematoda; Chromadorea; Rhabditida; Rhabditidae
Gene: aqp-6
Product: Aquaporin
Exons: 6
Coding region: 28-903 (291 amino acids)
Biological process (GO): transmembrane transport
Cellular component (GO): membrane
Molecular function (GO): channel activity
Source: RefSeq, marked reviewed
UUUUCAAAGUUCUAUUCUUAUUUCAAAAUGGAGGUUUGUCCAGUUUAUCCUGAUUCUGAAAAUAUUCCUUCUCCAAUGGUUCGAAGUGCUUCUGAUGUUAUUUUAAACUCAGAUCCAUUUAAUUCUACAAUGGAAAAUUUGAAAAACAGUUCAGAUAUUGUUCCGAAAAUGGUUGAAGAUGAGAAGGACUACACAAUUUAUUCUAAAUGCGCAGCUGAGUUUAUUGCAGUAUUACUAUUUGUUUAUAUUGGAUCAAUGCAAGCAGCAGGAGUGUUCCUCCAUGAUGGAGUACUUCAUGCAGCUUUCGCCCAUGGAGUAGCUAUUUUUGUACUUGCGGCAACUUUUGGAGGAGUCAGUGGAGCUCAUAUCAAUCCUGCAGUAACUUUUGGAAUUGCUCUUGUUGGACGUAUCAGCCCAAUUCAUGCCGUCUGCUAUGUGGUCUCUCAACUACUUGGAAGUGUCUUCGGUGCCCUCCUUGUUCGGAUUUCACUCCCUUAUAAAAUGUAUAAUGUCAUUAGCGCUGGCGCCACCCUGUGUGGAAAAGGUUACAACUGGCAAGAGGGACUAACUGCUGAAAUUGUGACAACUUAUAUUCUUGUACAAACAGUUCUUCUUUGUGCAGUGGAUACUGAUAAAAAUAGAUUGGCUCCAUUGGCUAUUGGAUUUUCGUUGAUAAUUGAAAUUCUUGCUGCUGGAGCUAUCUCUGGAGCUUCAAUGAAUCCUGCUCGUUCUUUUGGACCAAAUAUUAUGGGACAAGUGUUCUUGAAGCCUGAGCAUCUUGAUGCACAAUAUAUGUACUGGAACUAUCAUUGGAUUUAUUACAUUGGUCCGAUAAUUGGGGCAUUUAUUGCUGCAGGUGUUUACAGAAUGUUCUUCGCUCGUGACUACCGUGUCCUUGCCUAACUUGAAAGUUCUUGAACGAUUGAGAAAGAAACUAUUAUUUUAAAGAAAACAAAUUGUAUAAAAUGGGAUUCAACUGCAUUUAUUAUAUUUUAAUAACGAGAAAAGUAGUAUAAUAAUAAUUAAUUUCUCAUUUUCUACAUUUUCUCGCAGUCCAUAAUGAAGUUCAUUUAU